Molecule: messenger RNA, 1303 nt
Organism: Theobroma cacao (cacao)
Lineage: Eukaryota; Viridiplantae; Streptophyta; Magnoliopsida; Malvales; Malvaceae
Product: double-stranded RNA-binding protein 4-like
Source: RefSeq, a predicted model, not a curated record
UGAACGCAGUCGGCACUCGGCAUCCUCGCCAGCUUAAAAAAAAGUUCGGCCUCCAUUUUUAAGUGUGGAGAAAAUCUGCUAUUGCCCUAAACGCAAAAUUAAAAAAAAAUGGAGAAUCCCAUAUUAGCUUUUCUCGAAUCCAAACUCUUUAAUCAACCUUCGGCUCCGAAUCCUUCUAGGGCUCCAGAACCGUUGAUGCACAAGAAUCGUUUGCAGGAGUAUACUCAAAGAUCAUCCAUACCACUCCCAGUAUAUCAAACAACUAAUGAAGGAUCUUUGCAUGCUCCAAGGUUUAGGUCAACUGUGUUAGUUGAUGGAACAAGUUACACUUCUCUGGAUACCUUUUCACAUAGAAAAGCAGCUGAACAAGAUGCUGCCAAAGUUGCACUAGAUUGUAUAACAAAGAAGAUAAAAGAUGAAGGAUGUCCUAUCAUUCGUGAGGAUACGGUAUUCUGCAAGUCUAUCUUGAAUGAAUUUGCGGUUAAGAUGAAUAUGGAAAUGCCAUCCUAUAAUACCAUUCAGUCAGAAGGAUUGAUUCCCCUUUUUGUAUCCUCUUUAGUUUUUAAUGAUGUGACUUAUAGUGGCAAAACUGGUAGGAAUAAGAAAGAGGCUGAACAAUUAGCAGCACGUGCUGCUCUCCUCUCUCUUCUCGAUGAUUCUAGGUAUGGAACAUUUCUUUCAGAGAUUAUCAAGUCCAAAGCUAAAUUGUAUGUCGCUUUAAAUAAAGUCAAGGAUUCAAGCAUUUCCCAUAUUGGCACUACACCUGCUGGAGCAAACACAUCAAUCCAUAAGAAUGAAGAGAUUGAAACUGCUGUAGUCACUAACAGUGUGCCAAAUACUGUAAUUCUACCAUCAAGCUCAGGGGCAAAACGUCCUCACCAUGUAUUCAAGAUUGAAAAAUUAGAAGAAGGUUCUGAACAUAUUGAUCUUCCAAUUGUUUUUGUGCCUACAGCUGUUGCACAGUCUUUACCUAUCGGUGAAAGCUCUUCAAGAAAGCGACGCAGGAAAAAGAAAAGGGCUAAAUUGGAUACUGAAACUCAAUAAGUUUUGGUUUGUCUUUCUCUAUGUUUUGAUUGAUGUUGUCUUUGUAAAAGAUUUCACUGUAUGUCAGUUGAUUAGUUUUGGUGUAUAUAAUUUAAUUUUCAUUAUCACUUAGAGAAUAAUGCUACUAUAUAUAACUUUGUUACACAAAGUUGCCAUUUCAUGAUACCCUUUCCUCCCUUUAAAGAAUGAUGUGUGGCUGUGCGUAGAAGCAUGUAUUGAAAUUUGCAGGUUCUUUGUUGCUGGUAUUACAUUGAAUCAA